AGUGAAUGGCGUAGCCUUCGGAAUAAUUUCAAGCUUGUCUCUAAUUCAGGCACUAAUAAAAGCUGAAGUAAAAAAUAGAUGUAGACUAUGAUCAAAAUACUGAAGCAAAAUAAUAGAAACUCACUUUUGAUUAGUGAUUCUUCAUCAAUUCAAAUAUAUUUUUCCCCAAGUCACGCUUCACUUUUUAUUCGUCAGGCCACAGCUCAUUUCAAACCAUCUAAUAUAUUUUUAUGACUAUAUAACUUUCCAAAUUUUCCCCUUCAUUAGGUAGGCUACUUCAAUGUCACAUGAAAUCUAAUGUCUUGAAACUCAGAAAGCGUGCCGUAGUUGGUCUCUCACAUAAAUAUUAACGUACCUAUAAGUUGUAAGUAGAAUAAUUUUUAGCAUUAUUGUUCAGAUGAUUUAUUUUUUCCAAAAAUAACCUUUUUUAUAUGAAGCGAUGAUGCAUUAUGUGAAAGUAUUUAUGGCUAUUGCCGUCAUGUCAAGUAUUCAUGAAAAUGCUUUUGGCCAAUCAUUAGGCUAUGGCAGCUGUCCAAAUGUGGACGCGCUAGGACACUUCGAACCGGAAAAGUACACUGGUAGAUGGUAUGAGAUUGAACGAGUCAUCAGCACGUUUCAUCCGUGCGGAUCGUGUGUUACUGCCGAUUAUGAUGCUGAGAAAGAUAGCAGUGGCAAACCCACUGGAAACAUACUUGUCACAGAAACAAUGACUAAUUGGCUUGGGUACAUUAAAUCAAAAAGCGGCAGGGCUGUGCCAUUGGACAAGUCAACCACAGAUGCAAAAUAUGUUGUCUCCUUUCAAGGUGCUUCCUCAAACAGUUCUUAUUGGGUACUGAACACAGAUUAUAGCACGUACAGUGUUGUCUACUCAUGCACUUCAGUGUGGGGUCUUUAUAAUCUCAAGUAUUUGUGGUUGCUAGCAAGAGACCCAGAACCCUCGCUGUAUGUUCAACAGAAAAUGCAAUCAGUUCUUCAAAGCAAGGGUUUAUCCAGUUAUCUACUCUUCAAGACCAACCAGAAAAACUGCCAAUACACAUGAGCUCAUAUAAUUUAUAUGUCUCAUAUUUGCACGUUCUACGACCAUGGAUCUUAAGAUCAUGUUCUAUUAUUUUUCAAGUUGUAAACUGAAAUAAAAACUAAAACUUGUAAUG
Nilaparvata lugens (brown planthopper) is the source of this 1151-nucleotide messenger RNA. RefSeq names its product apolipoprotein D. Gene Ontology annotation, biological process: lipid transport; brain development; tissue regeneration. The record is from RefSeq and is a predicted model, not a curated record. Gene Ontology annotation, molecular function: lipid binding. NCBI's taxonomy places the organism in Eukaryota, Metazoa, Arthropoda, Insecta, Hemiptera, Delphacidae. The transcript is spliced from 6 exons. Bases 440 to 1039 code for a protein of 199 amino acids.